Purpureocillium takamizusanense is the source of this 882-nucleotide messenger RNA. RefSeq lists its product as uncharacterized. The transcript is spliced from 2 exons. Gene Ontology annotation, cellular component: membrane. Gene Ontology annotation, molecular function: transmembrane transporter activity. The record is from RefSeq and is a predicted model, not a curated record. Lineage: Eukaryota; Fungi; Ascomycota; Sordariomycetes; Hypocreales; Ophiocordycipitaceae. Bases 1 to 882 code for a protein of 293 amino acids.
AUGGUCAUUGGCAUCAUAUCUUUCCUCUACCUGCCGAAAUGCCCCACCGAUACCAGUUCAGUUCUCUGUCCGAGGUCUUGGUACACAGAGAGGCAAGAAGUCAUCAUGGUCAACCGUAUCCUACGAGACGACCCAUCGAAGGGCUUGACCGCUCUCAAAGAGCCAGCAACGUUCGCUGAUGUCAAGGCAGCGUGGACUGACAAGUCGCUGUGGGGUUUAUAUCUGGUCGGCCUUGUCGCAUACAUCCCAGCAACCCCAGUGCAGGCGUACUUGACGCUCACGCUAAAGAGAGUUGGGAAGUUCAGCACCCUUGCCAGCAAUCUGCUCACUGCGCCCUCGGCGGCUCUCCAGAUUGUGACUAUGCUUGCGCUUUCGUACAGCUCCGAAUACUUCAACGAGCGCGCAUUUCACUGCCUUUUUGGGGAGCUCUGGUGCAUUCCCCUUUUCACCGCGUUGCUGACGAUUCCGGACGGUGGUCGCGAAUGGGGUCGCUUCGCAACCAUCACGCUCAUUUCGGGCUACCCCUACUUUCACCCGAUUGUCAGCAGUUGGAUAUCGGAGAACUCAUUCGACGUGAAGAAGCGCGCCAUAGCGGCGGCUACUUACAACGUUAUUGUACAAAUAGGGAGUCUUAUAGGCAGCCAGAUCUAUAGGUCUUGGGAUGCCCCUUAUUAUAAGAAUGGCAACAAGGUGUGCAUAUCUAUUCUAUCACUAGCCAUAGUUGUGCUUUUUGCUCAGCGGCAAUUCCUCAUUCACCUCAACCGCAAAAAGGAGCAAAAAUGGAAUGAGAUGACACCAGAGGAGAAGAUUGCAUACCAAACCAGCCAAGAGGACCGGGAGAAGGAUGGAAACAAGCGAUUGGACUUCAAAUUUGCAUUCUAG